Molecule: messenger RNA, 5010 nt
Organism: Rhinopithecus roxellana (golden snub-nosed monkey)
Lineage: Eukaryota; Metazoa; Chordata; Mammalia; Primates; Cercopithecidae
Gene: CERK
Product: ceramide kinase
Exons: 14
Coding region: 466-2268 (600 amino acids)
Molecular function (GO): kinase activity
Source: RefSeq, a predicted model, not a curated record
UCCAGGCCCGCCCUGCGCCCGAUCGCCAGGAUUGCAUUUCCGCGCCGCCGGGACCCCGCCUGAUCCGCGGCCCGCGCGGAAGGCGCCACUGAGUCCCGGCCGCGGGAGCGCCAGACUCAGCACCCAGCACCCGCCGGCGACGAGAGGAGAGAAAGGCAGCCGCCUCCCGGCCCCAGCGCCCUGGCUGCGGCCCGCCCCAUCUCGGCGCCCUCCUCCGCCCCCUUCUCCCCUUCUCGGGUACCCCCCGCCUCUGCCCCGGCUCCCGGCCCCUCCUCUACCCACCCCUCCUCCUCGCCCCCGCCCCGCCUCGCCCGGCCCCUCCGCGGUCCCCGCCGCCCGCGUACGGGGUGACGCAGCGCCGCCUCCCGCCGCCUGCCGCCGGGGCCACUGCAGGGGCCGCUAAACGGUCCGGCGCCCCUCGGCGUCCGCGCGCCCCCCGCCUGGCGGACAAGCCCGCCGGCGGCGAUGGGGGCGACGGGGACGGCGGAGCCGCUGCACUCAGUGCUGUGGGUGAAGCAGCAGCGCUGCGCGGUGAGCCUGGAGCCCGCGCGGGCGGUACUGCGCUGGUGGCGGAGCCCGGGGCCCGGAGCCGGCGCCCCCGGCGCGGAUGCCUGCUCUGUGCCUGUAUCUGAGAUCAUCGCUGUUGAGGAAACAGACGUUCACGGGAAACAUCACAGCAGUGGAAAAUGGCAGAAAAUGGAAAAGCCUUAUGCUUUUACAGUUCACUGUGUAAAGAGAGCACGACGGCACCGCUGGAAGUGGGCGCAGGUGACUUUCUGGUGCCCAGAGGAGCAGCUGUGUCACUUGUGGCUGCAGACCCUGCGGGAGAUGCUGGAGAAGCUGACAUCCAGACCAAAGCAUUUACUGGUAUUUAUCAACCCGUUUGGAGGAAAAGGUCAAGGCAAGCGGAUAUAUGAAAGAAAAGUGGCACCACUGUUCACCUUAGCCUCCAUCACAACUGACAUCAUCGUUACUGAACAUGCUAAUCAAGCCAAGGAGACACUGUAUGAGAUUAACAUAGAUAAAUACGAUGGCAUCGUCUGUGUCGGCGGAGACGGCAUGUUCAGCGAGGUGCUGCACGGUCUGAUUGGGAGGACACAGAGGAGCGCCGGGGUCGACCAGAACCACCCCCGGGCCGUGCUGGUCCCCAGCAGCCUCCGGAUUGGAAUCAUCCCUGCGGGGUCAACAGACUGCGUGUGUUACUCCACGGUGGGCACCAGCGAUGCAGAAACCUCAGCAUUGCACAUUGUUGUUGGGGACUCGCUGGCCAUGGAUGUGUCCUCCGUCCACCACAACAGCACACUCCUCCGCUACUCCGUGUCCCUGCUGGGCUACGGCUUCUACGGGGACAUCAUCAAGGACAGUGAGAAGAAACGAUGGUUGGGUCUUGCCAGAUACGACUUUUCAGGUUUGAAGACCUUUCUCUCCCACCACUGCUAUGAAGGGACCGUGUCCUUCCUCCCUGCACAACACACGGUGGGAUCUCCCAGGGAUGGGAAACCCUGCCGGGCAGGAUGCUUUGUUUGCAGGCAAAGCAGGCAGCAGCUGGAGGAGGAGCAGAAGAAAGCGCUGUACGGUUUGGAAGCUGCGGGUGAUCCACCCACCUCAGCCUCCCGAAGUGCUGGGAUGACAGGCGUGGCCACCGCGCCAGACCUUUUUCAACUAUUUAGAAACGUGAAGAGCAUUCUUAGCGCUCAGGCCACACACAGACGGGCGGCGGCCGAAUGUGACGCACAGCCGUGGUUUGCUGACCCUUGUUCUAAAUUGUCCAAGUCACCAAAGGACGUGGAGGAGUGGCAGGUCGUCUGUGGGAAGUUUCUGGCCAUCAACGCCACAAACAUGUCCUGUGCUUGUCGCCGGAGCCCUGGGGGCCUCUCCCCAGCUGCCCACUUGGGAGACGGGUCUUCUGACCUGAUCCUCAUCCGGAAAUGCUCCAGGUUCAAUUUUCUGAGAUUUCUCAUCAGGCACACCAACCAGCAGGACCAGUUUGACUUCACUUUUGUUGAAGUUUAUCGUGUCAAGAAAUUCCAGUUUACAUCGAAGCACGUGGAGGACGAGGACAGUGACCUCAAGGAGGGGGGGAAGAAGCGCUUUGGGCACAUCUGCAGCAGCCACCCCUCCUGCUGCUGUGCCGUCUCCAACAGCUCCUGGAACUGCGACGGGGAGGUGCUGCACAGCCCCGCCAUUGAGGUCAGAGUCCACUGCCAGCUGGUUCGACUCUUUGCACGAGGAAUUGAAGAGAAUCUGAAGCCCGACUUGCAUAGCUGAGAAGCUGGCGUUCUGCUCUCGAACUGGGAAAGUGUGGAAACUAUUUAAGAGAAUUAUUACAGACCAAUUAUGUUGAUAUAUACAUUUAAAUGUAGAAAUUUAUUUUUGAUAGUUAAAUCUUGAUUUUAGAAAAAAACCCUUUUGUCAACAAUUUUGUGUACAUAUUUGGCAUUUUCAGUUCUGCACGCAUCUGCGGGUUGCAGCCCGUGCCAGUUACUCUCAGCGGAUGCAGCUGCUGACUUGGGGGCACUGGCCUCUUAGGUUUUAACAAUGUCAACAGUGUAGUUUAGAAAAUGGCCCGUGAGUGGCUCUGUUGCAAUAAUUUUAGGGACAUUAUAUGAUUUCCACGCAGGUCACACCAUCUGGGCCUGAGGUAGCAGUGGGUCACUUUGAUCCACUUUGCGGGACUUAUUCUGUAAUGGUUUGUGGCCAAGUUUUGGGAAGUGGUUGAUUCUCUUUGCCUUCAUUUCACCUUCCUCUUAGUUUACGGUUAGGACAUCGCUGCUUGAUCCUUACAAUACUGUGCAACUGCAAUGCAAAGUGGCCCUGCUUCAGGUGAUCCGCGGGAGGGGCCUCCACACCAGCGCCGGGAAGGCUGCUGGGGCCUCCACACCUGCCUCAUCACGGCGGCAUGGCUAAGACAAUCCAGCUGGGAGCACAACCUUGGCGUCUGUUCUGGGAGCACAGAUGAUACGCUCUGGAAGCUGGCAGUGUGUAAAGUACUGGCAAGAUUGUUACUGUUAAAAUGUCAAAUACCCAUGCUUCAUAUCAUCGCGAAGCGCUUAACACAGCCGGCCUUGGGGGGCAGUCAGGACGAAGCUGGCCGUCCGUGGAGGAGGGGCCGUUCCUGGACUCCGGCGGGAUUCCUCUGAUGCAGGCCCUGAAGUCUGUACACGUGGUCCAGAUUUGUUCUUGUCUUUCCUUCACGCUGAGUUCUCUAUAUUUAUUGAACAUCUUGUCUUUUUAAGCCGGAAUAGUGUAAACUGCCUCGGAUGUCUGUCUUUUGUCUCAAAGCCUUGAUAGGUUGCGGGUUUCCUCUGAAGCGUGAGGGCUCCGGCGACCAGAGGAUUCUUCCUGGAAGGCAUUCCCGCCCCACUCCCCGGGGCACCCCUCGAUUGUGUGCUACGUCCUUGUUUAGUGUGUAUCCAUGCCUGUGUAGAUGAUGUCUGUAACUUAGUUUUGUUUGAAAUGUGAGAAUAUGCGGCUUAAACUUUGAUCUGUAAGGAGCGGGGCCGUGGCCGUUGGGAGCACGCUAUAGACACCGUUCCUCAUGCUGCCGGCUGGGUUUUGCAGAGGUUCCCUUAGUGAUUUCACAUUUCACAGGCAGCAUCCAUUUUCAGAAUGUUGUGGCAUUGAUUUAUAUUUUGAAGCAUACAGGAAACUUCUCAUUUCCUCGUUCAGCCCCACCCAGGUCAGGUGAAAGGGCAGCUUUAAUGGUGAUUUUUAUGGACCGUAUUAUCAGAGAUCACUGUGCAAGCCGAAUGGUUUAAUAAUGAAUGGUUGAAUGAGAAAUCUGGGUGUAAAGAGUAAAUAUGCCCUGGCUCUUUCUACCAAUGUUUGCUCCUGGUUGGAAGGAAACCAAAGAUUUAAGACGGGCUACUCUUCCAGACUGGCUGUGCCUGCCUGUGCCCAGCAGCCUGUGCCGCCGGCAGUGUGCCUGGUGUCACGCCAGGAGGCUGUGGCUGCUGUGGGCCCUCUGGAAUUAUGCUCCUCACAAAGUUUCCCCAAAAGGUUCUUCUGAGCCUUUACUGUCCCUGGUAAAUGUUUCCUGGCCGGGCACGGUGGCUCACACCUGUAAUCCCAGCACUUUGGGAGGCCGAGGCAGGUGGAUCACCUAAAGUCAGGAGUUCGAGACCAGCCUGGCCAACAUGGUGACACCCCGUCUCUACUAAAAAUACAAAACUUAGCAGGAUAUGUUGGCGCAUGCCUGUAAUCCCGGCUACUAGGGACACUGAGGCAGGAGAAUCGCUUGAACCCAGGAGGUGGAGGUUGCAGUGAGCCAAGAUUAAGCCACUGCACUCCAGCCUGGGCAACGGAGUGAGACUCCAUCCCAAAAAAAAAAAGUUUCCCAUACACUGGCCUGCCCUAAAACCCACUAACAAUUUUAGCAAAACAGUCCAGGCCAAAGAGGAAGCGUUUUAUGUUUGAUAAGAAACCCAGCCAUUCCGUAUGGCCGGUUCCUGAGUGGCUUUGGUGAUAUUCGCCAGCCACCUGCUGACAUUCAGAAUCUCAGACCUCGGGACUGCUGUUGCGGUACCGUGUGUCUGACACCCGCCAAGAGCCCUUUGCUGUCUGCGCACAGGAUAGGGUGACUGCCCAGACAUUCCCGCUUGAUAGGCUCUGAUUUCUGGGGAGCCUUUCAGAUGCAGCAGACAUACAACACCUGUACUUUGGAGUUUUAAGGAAAAAAAAAAUCAGAAGUGCUGGUUAGAUAGUGAAAACUUAGGAUAACUUAGGAAGGUUAGUUUUAGCUUCCUUUGUGGCUCCCUGGUGCAAAACAAUUAGCAGUUACGCAAUGGACCUGAUUCUAGUUUAUUCUAAUUAAGAAGUGAGGCCGGGCCAAGCCUGCCGCCGAGGGCAGGGCUUGACUUUGUUCCUGAAUAUACAAUCCUGAGUAAGUGCGAAAGUCUGAGUGAAAUGAUGGCCUCAUUCUCUUUCCAAUCUUGCUGGUUUCAAGAUUAGAAAAUGGCAUUAUUUGAUCUGAACUGUUUGAGAAGACACAAAUAAAGUUCCUUGUGCAGA